UUGACCAUGAUAGCGUUGAUGAUUCUGAGAGUAAAAAAACCUGAGGCAAACCGUCCAUACAAGGUACCUCUGGCCAUUCCUUGGUUAGUGCUGGUGAUAUCUUGGAUGCUCGUCUUUGCUUCCAUCAUCACCCGGCCGACCAACACUUAUUUCCCAGCUGUUGUAGGCAUUUCCAUCGGUAUAAUCGUGCAGUACGUUUUUGUCUUCAAAAAGAAUCGGAUCCGUGGAUUAGGAAAUCUCAUGAAAAUUCUCCAGAAGUGGAUGGAUGUGGUUCCUCCUACUCGGCGGUAAAGGAUGGAAC
Macrosteles quadrilineatus (aster leafhopper) is the source of this 301-nucleotide messenger RNA. RefSeq names its product b(0,+)-type amino acid transporter 1-like. The record is from RefSeq and is a predicted model, not a curated record. The coding region runs from base 7 to 291 and encodes 94 amino acids. NCBI's taxonomy places the organism in Eukaryota, Metazoa, Arthropoda, Insecta, Hemiptera, Cicadellidae. The transcript has 3 exons.